Molecule: messenger RNA, 1874 nt
Organism: Papilio xuthus (Asian swallowtail)
Lineage: Eukaryota; Metazoa; Arthropoda; Insecta; Lepidoptera; Papilionidae
Source: RefSeq, a predicted model, not a curated record
UAGCAUGUAACUCUAUACUCUAUUCUUUCUUGCUGUCUUUUCAAAGCGCUUUGCUGGCUAAAUAUCGAAGUCGGCGAAGUUAAUUUGUAUUACGAGUUAUUUUCAAAUGUACAGUUAAGUCAAAAAGAGACAUUACAAUGUAUUCGAGUGACGAUUAUAACGAGGGAGGUUACGAAUCCUACGGUGACUAUGAACCUCAUACUGGAGACCCUCAAUAUGAUUUGGAGUACGAUCGAUCUUAUUACAAAAUGCCCGAAAUGGUCAAGAAGUUUCUUCUUUACUUUCGUAAUAUGAUAACAGAAGGGGUAACAUUUGAAAUAUUGAACUUGUAUGAGAAUACCUUUCCUAAGCUCACAGAGCAGUACUUUGAAAACUCACCAUGGCCCGAUGAGAGUGAAGUUGCCCCUGUUGUGGAUAAUGAUCAUAUAUUCAUGAUCUUGUACAAAGAAUUGUACUAUAGGGACAUUUACUCCCGAGUGACAGGAGGUCCCAAACCUGAGCAGCGUUUCCAUUCAUUCUACAACUACUGUGACCUGUUCAACUAUAUCUUGUCUGCAGAGACUCCUGUGCCACUGGAGUUACCUGAUCAGUGGUUGUGGGAGCUUGUUGAUGAAUUUGUUUAUCAAUUUCAAUCUUUCGCCCAGUACAGGUCUAGAACCUCAAAAUUAAGUCAAGCUGAGAUUGAAACUCUCAAUACUGAGAACAAGGCGUGGAAUGUUCUUUGCAUCCUCAAUGUUUUACACUCUCUUGUUGACAAGUCUAACAUCAAGAAACAACUUGAGGUUUACGCAUCCGGUGGUGAUCCAGAUUCAGUGGCCGGGGAAUUUGGACGUCAUGCCCUGUACAAGAUGUUGGGAUAUUUCUCUCUUGUGGGUCUACUCCGACUUCAUUCUUUGCUUGGUGAUUAUUACCAAGCUAUUAAGGUGCUGGAAAACAUAGAGCUACACAAGAAGUCCCAGUACUCUCAUGUGCCUGCAUGCCAGAUAUCUACAUCUUAUUAUGUAGGCUUUGCUUACAUGAUGAUGCGUCGGUACUCCGAUGCCAUCCGCACACUGUCGUCCGCGCUGCUAUACAUACAGCGCACGAAGCAAUUGUUUUCUGCUCGCUCCUACCAGAAUGAUCAGAUCAAUAAGCAGACUGAUCAGAUGUACCAUCUUCUGGCUAUUUGCCUGGUACUCCAUCCUCAAUGUGUUGACGAGUCCAUACAGCAGGUGCUCCGUGAGAAGAAUUACCAUGAAAAGAUGUACAAGAUGCAGUACGGCGAGAUGAGUGAGUUCGAGAGUUGCUUCACGUUCGCUUGCCCCAAGUUUCUGUCGCCGUGCCCUCCGCCCAUCGAGCCCGGCUCCAACUACAGUCGCGACGCCGUCAAGCAUCAGACUCAAGUCUUUAUGGAUGAGGUACGUCAACAAAAGAUGCUGCCAACAAUCAGGUCUUACCUAAAGCUGUACACGACCUUGCCAUUGGCUAAGUUGGCGGCCUUCAUGUCAGCGGCACGCGGCAGCGACCGUGACGCGGCCCGCGAGCACGCCGCCCUCGCUAUACACCUGCUCUGCUUCAAGCAUAAGAUGAAGAAUGUUGUCUGGACCAAGGGACCUAGUGGACUUGAUGGAAAGUUCCAGAGUGGUUCUGAGUUGGAUUUCUAUAUUGACAAUGACAUGAUCCACAUUGCCGACACCAAGGUGGCUCACCGCUAUGGCGACUUCUUCAUCCGUAAGCUGCUAAAGUUUGAAGAGUUAAACCGAAAAUUACACCAUAUUAAAAUAUAAGAAGUUCAACUUUGUAUUGAAAUAAAUAAACAUUAUAUUUAGUACCAGUUUGUAUUUCAAACUCUUGGAGCGUAACGAAUAAAUUGUCGAUUUCUUUUAUAAAACCUU